Molecule: messenger RNA, 2784 nt
Organism: Trichomycterus rosablanca
Lineage: Eukaryota; Metazoa; Chordata; Actinopteri; Siluriformes; Trichomycteridae
Gene: sack1b
Product: family with sequence similarity 83 member B
Exons: 4
Coding region: 1-2784 (927 amino acids)
Biological process (GO): signal transduction
Cellular component (GO): cytoplasm; membrane
Molecular function (GO): protein kinase binding
Source: RefSeq, a predicted model, not a curated record
AUGGAAUCCAAUCUCUCAUUGCUCUCAUCCUUGAAGGAGGAAUUUAGGCCUGAGGAUUACAUUCUGCCACAUUAUAAGGAAGCCUACCGGUUGGCUAUCGACUGUCUGGUCAGCGGUGGCAGACAGAUAUAUCAGGAAUUUAUCCAAGCUGAGAAAAUAGUGAGCUUCCUUUCUGAUGAUGAGAUCCAGUUUAUAACACAGAAUGUAGAGCAGCUGCUGGUUACUGAGGACUCAGAAAAUCAGGACAAAGAAAAUCAAGGGGAUGAGGGGACCUCUACAGGGACAUACUGGCCCACACACUCUGAUGCACCCCCUCCAGACCUGGAGCUGGGCUGGCCGGAGGUCAUGCACAACAAGCUUUCGACCAACAUAGACCUGCUCUAUCAUCCACCCAGAUUAAACAGCCCCACCAUUAAGGAGGUGUUGAGGAAACACAUUCAAGAAGCUAGACAGGUCAUCGCUAUAGCCAUGGAUGUGUUUACUGAUGUAGACAUUUUUAAAGAGGUAGUGGAUGCAUCUGUCAGAGGUGUUCCUGUCUAUAUCCUGCUGGAUCACAUGCACCUUAAAAGCUUUCUCACCAUGACUGCAAACCUUGACAUUCAAAUACAAAAACUAAGAAACAUGAGGGUACGUUCAGUGAAAGGCAAGGAGUACAUGUGUAGUUCAGGUGCCAAAUUCCAUGGGGCUAUGGGACACAAAUUUCUUCUAAUUGACUGUCAAACAGUGUUCUUUGGAUCAUACAGUUUUAUGUGGUCCUACGAAAAAAUCCACCUGAACAUGGUUCAGGUCAUAACAGGCAGGCUGGUGGAUUCAUAUGACGAGGAGUUCCGGACCCUUUAUGCCCGCUCCACUGUUCCUGCAGAGUUUCAGCUACAGGAAGUCUCUUCAGAAAGGAUGCUUAAUGGAAAAAAUGAUGGUUACAUGAACCACCCCAUUAAAGCUUUUGAAAGGAAAAAUCAUCUCAGGCACACACUUGACUCAGUGUAUCGACAAACCUGUGAAAGACAGCAAGGCUUUAAAAGUACACUGGAAGACCUCCCCAUCCCCAUUUCUUUCCAAAGUAGAUUUCUUCAAGACGGCAUUGAUUAUAAGCGCCAUAGCUAUGCAGGGGAAUGGCGAGAGCCUUCACACCCCAUUCAGAACACCAGGUAUGGUUCUAGUAACUGGAAUGUGGCUGAAGACAACAGGCACUAUGCUGGAAACAACUACUCUGGCAUUAUGGAAAACCCAUAUGAAAAUCCCCGGUUAAACUUGAUAAACAGGAGUGCCAACUUCCGCCAGUCAUACCAUGGUCAUGAUAAACAAGUUCUUUCGAUGCAGCAGAAACUACCAAGCUUGGCUAGUACGUCCAAAUCAUUUUUGCGCACUUGGAGGAUAGAAUCUUACCUUAAUAACUCUGAUGCACCCACCGGAGAACCAUAUGACCAUAUGGACCAGUAUGAGCUGGAGAACAAACAUGUUCCUUUAUUGCCUUCUCGUCUCAGGUCCUCCCUUGUUUUCCGAUCUAUUAUACCAGAGGAUCCAGAACCCAGCAGUUACACUAAUGACUCCUCAUCUGUACACAGGGAUGAUCAUUAUGGAAUGCAGCCAAGUUCACAGUACUACCCCUCAACACAAUGGAAUCAGACAGAAUUAACAGACAGUCAUGUUCAACCUGAUGACUUUCUGUUAAAAAGAAGAAGCAUACAGGUUCCAGACCAUUCAACUAACAAUAUAAGUUAUGGAUUAGGAAAAGAUGCCAUAUAUGCCAGUCUAGGCAGAGCUAAAAGUCGGUUCCGGACUAAAGAGCCUGAGCUCCCACAAGAUAACUUAUACAAGAGGCACAGCGUAGCUGACCCAAGGCAUAGCACAUACAAUAGUAACAAUAAAGAGACCUCCAGUCAUUUAUAUGAAUCUCUGUUUAGGAGCCAAACAAACAAGAGUCAACUAAGUGAGAAUGCAAGAAGUGGAGGGUAUCCCCAAAACCUCAAAGAGGACCAAAGAUCUGUCUCUCAGUAUGACUUCAAAAAGGCAGAAAUUAAAGAUCUGUCACAUGGUAUUUGGCAAGAGCCUCCAGCUAGGACGGUGUCUACGACAGUUCUAGAGAUGGAGGAAAAGGAACAGAAGAAGCCCAGUGCAUUGACAUCUCCACGUUUCUUCAAAAGGAGCACCAAGAAAAUCAAAUCUCUUCUAAACAUCUCAGACAAGAGGGAUAGCUCACCCAAAACAAAGAAUGCUUUAAACCCAAGAAUGGAUGGCAGCACUGACACCAUUAUUUCUGAUGACAAUGAGCAAAGUACACCAAAAGAUGAAAUACUACAGAGCAGCACUGCAAUUUCUAUCAAUUCUACUGACAGCAGCAGGCUGAAAAGGGCAAAUGGGAGGAUUACUGAAAGCGAGUACCAUGCUGCCACCCUGACUGGAGAUGCAUCUGCUCCACGUUUUGUCACAAGGGAGCCUCAAAGUGAUGACACUGGAGGACCUUCAGAACAGCUCUACUCCAGUGCUUAUAACAAUACGGCAGAUCCGGUCCAAUAUACCUCAAGUCGAUGGCAGCGAGACCGAGGUGGAUCGAGUAGGUUGUUUAGCCGAUUUGAGCCUAGUAAUACUUUCGAGGCUAAACAGACCUCUUUAGGACAGAGCAGCACAAACAGCCGUACGUCUGAGAGACGAAAAACUUCUAUCCUUUCAAGAAGCACAGGCUUUGAUCAGAAUAACCAUGUUGCUCAACACUCACAUGGUCAUGAUAAGAAGUUUAGCAAUUUCUUACAGAGGGUUGGAAAUUUGAUAAACAAGAAUAAGUAG